UGCACUCCGGCAGGCGCAUCGCAUCCGCUCUUGGCCAGCAGCCCCGUCGACUAGAGUCGGUCGACGUCCACCGGCGGCAUACAUGGCGGCGAGCAAGGGCGCGAGGAAGAGCCUGGUGUCGAGGACGCUGGAGCGGUGCCGGUCCGGGCUGAACAGCGGCGGCCGGUCGUCGGCGGCGGUCGCGCCGGGGUGCUUCUCGGUGUACGUGGGCCCGGAGCGGGAGCGGUUCGUGGUGCGCGCCGACCGCGCCAACCACCCGCUCUUCCGCCGCCUCCUCGACGACGCCGAGCAGGAGUACGGCUACGCGGCGCAGGGCCCCCUCGCGCUGCCCUGCUCCGUCGACGCCUUCCUCGACGUGCUCUGGCACAUGGACCACGACGUCCACGACGACGACGAGGACGGCGAGGCCGCCGUGGCCCCCUGGACGCCCAUAUGCGGCCUGCAGCGCGGCGGCAGCGGGAAUAUCAAGGUACGGCCGGCGGGGUACCGGGUGCUCAGCCCGCCCAAGUCCACGCCGCCGUCCUUCUUCUUCUCGCAGACGGCGGCUGGCGGCAGGAGGUGAGCUCUAGGCGCGCAGCUGGCUAGCAGAAGCAGAAGCAGAACCGGAAAAGGAAUCUGUGCGCGCAUACGUACAAAGACCGAGCAGAUGCUUAAUUUGCAUAUACUUAGGCCUGGUAAUCCACCAGCUUCUGGAAUCUGUGGAGCUGGGAAACUGCAGCUCCCUUAAUUUGAA
This is a messenger RNA of Hordeum vulgare subsp. vulgare (domesticated barley), 733 nucleotides long. RefSeq names its product auxin-responsive protein SAUR50-like. The transcript has a single exon. The record is from RefSeq and is a predicted model, not a curated record. Gene Ontology annotation, biological process: response to auxin. Bases 83 to 562 code for a protein of 159 amino acids. Lineage: Eukaryota; Viridiplantae; Streptophyta; Magnoliopsida; Poales; Poaceae.